UCUUGAAGCUAGCUAAAUGAUCACCUUACUGUUGUGUUCUUGGGAGAGUAAUUUUCCAUGUUGAUCGAGAUUGCCCAGCGCUUCUAUGAUUAGAGAACACCGAGACCGAUCCUUGUUCUCAUGCGUAAGCAUCUGCAUCUGCGUGGUCCUGGUGAGAUCCAGCAAAAAAUGCUGAUGAGAAUUUCAAAUGUAAGUAAGCCACUGCAGCAGUUUAACAAACUAUUAAGAGCGUCCUCUUGUUUCUCUUUUUUCGAGACGUCUAACGCAGCCUCCCUUUGAAAUAUAAUCAAAUAAAUUAUCAGAUGAAAAAUAAGAUAAUGAGAAUGACUUUUUUAUUCGAUUCGUUCUCGUAUCCUCGUCGUCCGAGGUUGGUUUUCGUGUCAGAGCCAGGCUGCACCAGCAAAGACUCUGGCAUGAAGAUGAAGAUCACCAGCAUUACGUUCUCACACCACCUACGGGUAGUACAAGUCUGGCAAAAUAAGUAACGACCUUUUGUGGUCCUUUUGUACUUGUGAGUCCUUUUGCUCAACAUGCAAUGUGUAAAUCGGCUUAGUGCGGCAGCGUUUGGCUACAUCCAUAGUGCGCAAGGCACACAGUCUGGUGCGGAGUCGUCGUUCGUGGAGAUGGGGCCGGCCCUGUCGGCAUUGGGAGGCGCCCUGGCGCACAUGUGCGCACCGGGGGCGCCGGGCCACGGUGGACACGCCAUGCCAGCCGCAAUUAUAGGCGGAGGCGAAGCAGCAAGGAGGUGGGCGGAACGCGGCCAGGAGGUCGAGUCCUCAUCCUCGGGAGGCGGGUCUCCAUCCUCGGGAGACGGGUCUUCUCAAUCGUCCGCCACCACGGACACGCAAUAAAGAGAUGACGUUGCUGCUGUGCAAGAAAUGACGUGAACUUUCUGGAACUUGAAAAAUGAUCUUCAACGACAAACCUGCGCAGAAUUCAAAAAUGCGCCGAGCGCUUAUUCGGCGACGGUCUUGAUUUCGCCCUUGAACUGUUACAGUGAUGAAAUUAAUAU
Molecule: messenger RNA, 1012 nt
Organism: Amoebophrya sp. A120
Lineage: Eukaryota; Dinophyceae; Syndiniales; Amoebophryaceae
Source: the annotation of a GenBank genome assembly